Messenger RNA from Erinaceus europaeus (western European hedgehog), 3649 nucleotides. RefSeq names its product zinc finger MIZ-type containing 2 (gene ZMIZ2). Gene Ontology annotation, biological process: regulation of transcription by RNA polymerase II; protein sumoylation. The transcript has 19 exons. The record is from RefSeq and is a predicted model, not a curated record. Bases 280 to 3006 code for a protein of 908 amino acids. Lineage: Eukaryota; Metazoa; Chordata; Mammalia; Eulipotyphla; Erinaceidae. Gene Ontology annotation, molecular function: SUMO ligase activity; zinc ion binding.
CGCGCGGCUCCAUUGUGCCCUCGGAGCGGGCGGCGGCGCGAUGGCGCGGGCGGCGGCGGACUUGGGGCGGCUGGCGGCGCGGAGGGCGGGCUGAGCGCAUGGAGCAGCACAAGCCAGGGCCCAGGGCGGCGAGGGGCCGGGCCAGGCUGGCUGGAGGGACCCCAGCUAUGUCUCCAUUCCAGGUCUUCUUUCUCCCGUCCGAGAUAGCAGAGCAGCCCAGCCCCACGGAAGCACGUUCCCACUCAUCUCAGGCCCGGCCUUCAGGCUGCUCAGAAGCCAAUGAACCCCAUGAACCCCAUGAAACCUGCCCUGCCCCCUGCACCACACAGUGAUGGUCCAUUUGCUUAUGAGGUGUUGCCUUGGCAGCAGAGUGCCACCCAGCCUGCAGGCUCGCUGUCUGUGGUCACAACCGUGUGGGGAGUUGGCAACGCAGCACAGAGCCAGGUUUUGGGGAACCCCAUGGGCCCUGCAGGGAGCCCCCCAGGUGGCUCUAUGAUGCCUGGCAUGGCGGGGGGCAGCUCAGCCCUGAGCUCCCCACAGUGUCUGGGGCAGCAAGCCUUCGGUGAGGGAGGUACUGCCAAGGGCUACGUGCAGCAGGGCGUGUAUGGCCGUGGCAGCUACCCCGGGGGCCCUGGCUUCUCCACGGGGUAUGCAGGGGGACCGGGAGGCCCGGGGGGCCUGGGCCUCCCUUCCCACGCUGCUCGCCCCUCCACUGAUUUCACUCAGGCAGCGGCAGCAGCUGCUGUGGCUGCUGCCGCUGCCGCCACCGCUACGGCCACUGCCACGGCCACUGUGGCUGCCCUGCAGGAGAAGCAGAGCCAGGAGCUGAGCCAGUACGGAGCGAUGGGGGCCGGACAGACUUUCAGCAGCCCGUUCCUGCAGCACGGGGGUCCCCGCGGGCCUAGCUGUCCCAGUGGCAUGAACUCUACAAGCAUGGGAGGGCUGAUGGGUCCCUCGGGCAUGAACACCAUGGGCAUGAAUUCUACCAGGGCAGCAGGCCUGGCCCCUCUGUAUGCUGGGCAGCGACUGCCCCAGCAUGGGUACCCUGGGCCCCCCCAGGCCCAGCCGAUGCCCCGACAAGGGGUCAAGAGGACCUACUCCGGUGAGGUGUAUCCGGCCCAGCAGUAUCUCCCGGGAGGCCAGUAUGUGCCCAGUCCAGGGCAGCCCACAGCUGCCUCCACCUACCCUGGUCACAGGCUGCCGCUGCAGCAGGGCAUGGGCCAACCCCUGUCCACUGCAGGCCCUGCAGGACUGCACUACAAGCCCACUCGUUCCAUCCCUGGCUACCCCAGCUCCCCACUGCCGGGGAGCCCCACGCCGCCCAUGACCCCCAGCAGCAGCAUCCCCUACAUGUCCAGCAGCCAGGAAGUCAAGUCUCCCUUCCUGCCUGACCUCAAGCCCAGCGUGGGUGCCUUGCACCCUUCACCUCCUGGCAGCGGCCCCUGUGACGAGCUGCGUCUGACCUUCCCCGUGCGGGACGGGGUGGUCCUGGAGCCCUUCCGUCUGCAGCACAACCUGGCUGUGAGCAACCACGCCUUCCAGCUCCGAGAUUCCGUCUACAAGACCCUGAUGCUAAGGCCUGACCUGGAGCUGCAGUUCAAGUGCUACCAUCACGAGGAUCGGCAAAUGAACACCAACUGGCCAGCCUCCGUGCAGGUCAGCGUCAACGCCACGCCCCUCACCAUCGAACGCGGCGACAACAAGACCUCCCACAAACCCCUGUACCUGAAGCAUGUGUGCCAGCCGGGCCGCAACACCAUCCAGAUCACCGUCACAGCCUGCUGCUGUUCCCACCUCUUCGUGCUGCAGCUGGUACACCGGCCCUCUGUCCGCUCGGUGCUGCAGGGCCUCCUCAAGAAGCGGCUCCUGCCCGCAGAACACUGCAUCACCAAGAUAAAGCGGAACUUCAGCAGUGGUACAAUCCCUGGCACCCCUGGGCCCAACGGAGAGGAUGGGGUGGAGCAGACGGCCAUCAAGGUGUCCCUGAAGUGCCCCAUCACCUUCCGAAGGAUUCAGCUCCCUGCCCGAGGCCACGACUGCCGCCACAUCCAGUGCUUUGACCUGGAGUCCUACCUGCAGCUCAACUGUGAGCGGGGGACCUGGAGGUGCCCUGUGUGCAACAAGACAGCACUGCUGGAGGGCCUGGAGGUAGACCAGUACAUGCUGGGCAUCCUGAUUUACAUCCAGAACUCUGACUACGAGGAGAUCACCAUCGACCCCACAUGCAGCUGGAGGCCAGUGCCCAUCAAGCCCGACCUGCACAUCAAGGAGGAGCCGGACGGGCCGGUGCUGAAGCGCUGCCGCACCGUGAGCCCUGCACACGUGCUCAUGCCCAGCGUGAUGGAGAUGAUCGCCGCCCUGGGCCCUGGGGCCACCCCUUUCACCCCCCUGCCAGCCCCCGCGGCCCCAGCUGGCGACUAUCCCAGCCAGGGUGCCUCCUUCCUGGGACCUGGGGCCUUUCCCGAAUCCUUCCUGUCUACUUUGCCCAGCACACCCACCCUCCCUGAGUUCACCCCGGGGCCACCCCCCAUCUCCUAUCAGUCCGACAUUCCCAGCAGCCUCUUGACACCAGACAAGUCUGCCGCCUGCAUCCCAGGCCAGAUGGCACCAGCGGGUCACCUGGACCCAGCCCACAACCCCGGGCCACCGGGGAUGCACACCUCCAACCUGGGUGGCCCCGCAGCACCCCAGCUCCACCAUCCAAACCCCCCUGCAGCAGCCCGGGCACCCCUGGGCCAAGUGAGCUCAGGUCCUGCAGGCGAGCUGGCUUUCAACCCCACCAGCAGUGUGAUGGGGCCCCCCAUGGCUGGUGGUGGGGAGGCCCCAGAACCUACCCUGGAUGCACAAAGCCCCCAAUGGAGAAAAAAGUCUCAGGGCCUCCUGCGCUUGCCGGGUUCUCCCUGGGAUCGCUCCCAGGCUCCUGUGAGGCUGCCUGGGGUGGACACUGGACAGCCAGUUCUUGUUGGACAUCUAACCGCAAUUGCUCCCAGAACUGACCAACCCUGAUGAGCUGCUGUCCUACCUGGGCCCGCCUGACCUACCCACCAGCAGCAACGAAGACCUGCUCUCCUUGUUUGAGAACAACUGACCCAGGCAUCCCCGCCCCCCCCCAGGGGCCAGCCCUCCUCAUCCCUGCAACCUCCAGCCAUGGCCCCACCCCCUGGAAACAACCCUGGCUGGGUAGCCCAGGCAGAGACCCUGACCCCCAACUCACUGCUGAGAUGCCCGCCCCUGCUACGUGCCCAACCCCCCAGCGGCCUCAUCUUGCCUGCUCCCCCUGGCCGCUUCUACACCCCGUGAGUUGGCUCUGAUCCCCACCCAGGUGUGUGUGUUGGGGGGGAGAAGCCUGGCACCCUCCAAGCCCUCGAAGGGCUGCGGGGAGACAAAAGCACAACGGAGUUACUGUCCUGGAAACACAACGCUGGGGUGGGGGGGGGGGGGGGUCUCUGUGCCCCACUCCUUUCUACCCACAUUGGGAGGCAGUGCCAAGGCCCUACGUGAACAGCCCCCACGUUUUUAGCCUCCCCCAUACACACACUCACUGCCCCGCCCUCUCCCCACACACACACCCAGGGCCAGGCUGGGAGGGGCCACUGCACCCCGGGGAGCUGUCGCGCCCAUCUGUAUUAAAGGACUCUGGAGGUGGCCA